This is a messenger RNA of Cantharellus anzutake, 682 nucleotides long. RefSeq lists its product as uncharacterized. The record is from RefSeq and is a predicted model, not a curated record. The coding region runs from base 418 to 660 and encodes 80 amino acids. Lineage: Eukaryota; Fungi; Basidiomycota; Agaricomycetes; Cantharellales; Hydnaceae. The transcript is spliced from 4 exons.
CAAAUUCCCUAUCGUUGCCUCACCGCACCCUACUAGGCGAUUCCCCGAAAUAUCCCCCCGAUGCCAACAAUGGCGGUACAAACCACUAUUUCUAUCAUAGGGUUGAUGCUCCUCGCCCUCACUUUCGCCACCUCAGUCAGGAGAAAAUCGUAGAACCCCUGUCGUAUGGCGGACACGAUAUUAUCAUGGAAUCACUUUUCGAGUGAUCGGUAGCCUCAUCCGAUCGUUAGCAGGGUGUGAAUCCGGUGCGCGAUAAUCAUGCGAGACCACCAGAAAGCUCUGUAGGACUUCUAGUGAGAUGCAUGCUGGCAUAUCACUCUUGUGAUCAAUUGGUUUGAUGUGUGGAUACAUGGAAUCACACUUUGCAUUGUACCCUCCUCGCCCGCUUCGGUUUUCGUUACCUCAUCGGCCCUAGCAAUGAGUUUCUUUCCCAAGGAUCGUCCCGCGCUGCGGAGUUUCUUCAUCUUGGCUAUUACUCGCACCAUUGCUUCUCGCGCAACUCGUCGCUGGAGUCCUCAUCCUGUCCCAGGAUAUCGGUUCCCACCGUCAGAGUUCCGAAAUGACGAGCAACCCGAUCGAGCAGGACAGGACAAAAACUCGCGCCGUGGCUCCAACUGGCUCCUCAAGCUCCCAAUCGGCACGGAGCAAUUGGUCACGUAGUAAUUGCCGUCAGAUACAGUGC